AUCUGGGGUGUGAACUACGUUUCUAUUCAAGCGCUGAUCGACAUGGUAAUGGCUCUAUAGUAUUGCAGAAAAGUUGAAAAAACGGACCCUCCGUUACAUCGUGACGUGUCAUGCCGUAACGUACAGCAAGCAUAAAGCAACUAUUUCUGUCUUACAAUCUCUCUCUCUACCAGGUGUAGCACUUCUCUCAUCGUUUAAAAACAAGAAAUGGACAGUGACGGGGUAAGGGGGAUACCUAGUCAUUUUUUGCGUCAUCACUGCAAGCGAUUAUGACUCUCAAAAGCCACUUGUUUACGUCUGAAGAUCACUUUAGCACCGCCCUAAAAACCCGAUUCAAAUUCGACACAAACCUUCAAAUAGGUGCUGACGGAGUUGUCUUGGAAUCCCUCUAUUCUUUCAAUCCAUCUCUCAUCAACCUGAUCUCCCUCCUACUACCUCAUCCCUCCCUCUCUCCUCCUCACCCCUCCAUCUCCCCCCUCUCAGAGGGUUAUGGAGGACCCGGAACCCCCCUCUGUGGUGGAUGGUCCGUCCCUGCUCUGGCAGCCUGAAAAGAGGCGAAGCAGGAAGUCGGGAUGUUCCAACAUCUUCGCGGGGGUAAACCUGCGUCAGCUAAGACGGCUGUUCCACGUGGCCGGGGACCGGGACGCAGAGCAGCGGGCAAGACUGGUGUGGGGCAGAGAAGAGCGAGACAGAGGGAGAGAGGGAGGAGAGGAGGAGGGAGAGAUGGAUGCAGGGCUGGCCCAGGCGUUGGUGGGGUUCAGGGUGAGCGCCAGAAGCAGGAGUGGUAUCAGGACGGAGGGACACAGAGAACCCAAGUUGCUGAAAGCAUUUGGACACCUCAGGAUUAAGGAGGGUUUGGACCAUGAGGAGGACAAUGAAGAAGAGGACCCCAGUAAUAUUGGAGAGCUGGACCCCCUCCCCGGGGGGUCGACAAGUGCAGAAGGGGGCGCCCCGUUGGACGCACAAAGGCCCUCAGAGAGACCCCAUCUGGAGAGGCUGGGGGCCGCGACGCGGCAGGGGGGAACCAAGGACCCAGAACGCUACCUCCAUCGCAUUCUACACUGAGCCAAUGGAGAGAAAUGAGCGCUGACCUGCUGAACUUAAAACAUGUCGUAAAGCUGCUCUGUGAUUGGUCCUUUUUCCAUUCCCACCAAUCAGAGCGAGGUGUCGUUCAAUACAGAGUUGCUAUGUGUGGAGUUAAAUGAAGUACGUUUUCGACCAAACUGUCAACCUAACCUUACUUGUCAAGACGUUGUCACUUAAACCAAAGGAAGGGAGAAAACUGGCAACAUCACAAUGACUGUUUGAGAACAUUAUAAACCCUGCUCAGUCACUGUUCACUGACUGAUCAGAGCAGACAGACCGAUCUACAACACUAUCGGCAGGUGACUAUGGCUGUGUUCGAGAGCAUCAAAACGACUGCAGGUGACUGUCGAAUCUACAAAUCACCUUGCAUCAAAUAACUCAUUAUUUAUAGGUCAGUUACAAUUUACCCAUGCUACAUUGCGGUUUUGACCCUCUCGAACACGGCCUGUGCGUGGCCCAAAAAUCCCAAAGGCAUGGACUUCGUAGAAAAGCCAGUAACACUAGAAAAUUCUUCUCUAUAACAAAGCUAUACCUGGUAGAUAGCCUACAACUAAACCUGAAAGGACUUGGAUAGGUGUAAACAACAUGGUAAGACAUUUACAGAGCAUUAACUGUCAUGUGUUUUGCAUCAUAUGAUGUAAAACACAUGACAGUUAUGACUCUGUACUGAAAGUGGUCCAACAGUGGACUAAUGAAUAAAACUAAGAUUUAGUUGGAGUGAAUUAUCUGUUUAAGGGUUAUGGUUGACACUUAACAUGCACAUCUGUCAAAGUAAACUUGCAUAUAUGUAUUUGUGUGCAUAGGUUUGUCUGACAAAUAGAUUAAUGUCCUCACAAAAUAAAGUGGGGGGGAAAAUAAGAAUAAAGUCUUCUCUCUAAAUAAAACAUUUAUCAAAACAAACGACAAGAUACAUGAUAUUAAUGUAAUAGUUUUGUUAUAAUCUUUCAUUAAAUAUAUUACAUACAAAUUA
This is a messenger RNA of Salmo salar (Atlantic salmon), 2056 nucleotides long. RefSeq lists its product as uncharacterized. NCBI's taxonomy places the organism in Eukaryota, Metazoa, Chordata, Actinopteri, Salmoniformes, Salmonidae. The record is from RefSeq and is a predicted model, not a curated record.